CCACGAUCGGUCCCCCCAGAAAAUUUGAAAUUUUUCCGGGCACAUACAGUGCUCACACAUUCAAGCCCAAGGUAAAUUUUGCAAUUGGCAAGGAGAGAAAGAGUGAUAGGUUUUCUGAUCGAACAUUGGCUCGAAAAGUGAUAGAUCAGUAUGAUCUGAAUGAUACCCCGGAAAUUAUUUUUACGGAUGGAUCGUAUAAUGAAGACUCAAGAUCCACAGGUGCCAGUAUGAUCAUCUGCGACCAAGAAACAGCGCAGAAGAUGAGUCUACCUUAUUUGUGCUCCUCAUACACGACGGAGGCUUUCGCCGUUAAGUCAGCCCUUCAACUGAUGAAGAUUCAACACAUAGACAGAAAUAAAGAUAUUGUUAUUUUCUCAGAUUGCAAAUCUGUCCUACAGGCUAUAUAUAACAAUCAUCUUAACGUUCAUAAGAAUAAAUAUAUUACGGAGGCCAGAAUAUUAGUAUAUGAAUUGGAAUAUGAGUAUGGUAAGAAUGUCGUAUUAGUGUGGAUCCCCGUUCAUGUCGGAAUUGCCAGCAACGAAUUGGCUGACGUGCUGGCCAAGGAGGCUGCCAGUGAGGAGGCUGACGUACCCCUCCAUUGAGACUCCGAUGGGGGAUCUCAUGACGCGCGCUAGAAGGGAGACGUGGGACGCCACACAACUAUUGAUUUAUUUGCGAUUCUGCGCACAAGGGCGCUUUUUACUUCGACAAUUUUUACGAUCGGCAAGCGGUUAGACCAUGGUUCCGAGAGGUUAACGCGGAGAGAUAUUUCGUCACUUUAAUCAACAGAUUGAGAGCCAACCACUAUAAUCUCGGAGCUUCUUUGAGGAGGAAGGGUUAUGUUGACGAUGAAAGGUGUGAAUGUAGUUAUGAGAGGGAAGACUUGCAACAUCUGCUGACAAGAUGCCAUAAAUACGAUGCUCAGAGAAUUGACAUGGAUGUAGAGUUAAGAGCUGAGGGCUAUUUGGUCGAAAUGGAUAUUUGUCACCUCAUUAAAACCAAGAAUUGGGAUAUUCUAUAUAUUAUUUUCAAAUGUUUAAAACAUAUUGACAAAGUCAUUUGAUCACUAGAGGAAAAGUAACUUAAGUUCAGUCUGCAUUGUUCUAAUUAUUUUAGGGUCUAAAGCACCGUAAUAGUCCUCAUCCGAGGACGCCUGAAAAAAAACCCCUGACAAAUGGCAUUUAACUGCAUAUUGCCUUCAAAUGUCAGAUGUUAAAAGUACACCUCACAAAAUAAACAUAGUAAUAGAGAAAUCAGGGAAAAUAUCAUCUGCAAAAUGCAGUUGUAAAACAGGGAUGAGUGCAAAAUGCAAACACACGGUUGCAGUUUUGCUAUAUUGUAAUUGACAUAAUGUCGACAAAUUUGAGAAUAUUUCCUGCACCGAUAAAAAAUGCAUCUGGAACGUUCAACACAGCGCGGCUGUAGAUGGGUAUAUAAAUCUGCACCUCUGGAAGAUCACAAUUAAGUGUUUUAAUAUUUGUGAGAAGAAAUCAACUUUGAUUGAUGAGCAGAUAAACAAUGUCAAAAAUAGAUUAUUUACAAUCCCAUCAGCGUUAACAAAGCACAUGUAUGAUAAAAAAAUUUCAUUACAGUGGUUGCAUGAAAAAAAAUUUUAAUUUGUGAUUAUUUUGUGCCCGGGCGUGACCCGUUAAAUUCAUUAUCAUUACUUGAAUAAUUUGCAAUUUUUUAUUACUAUUUUCCCCAAUUGUUAUCAACUUAUUGUUAGUUUAUAUAGGACCUCCUUUCAUCACAUCAUGUUUUCUGUAGAGUUCGGACGGUGUUGUGACACCCCAUAUGGUGUCUCCAAUAAAGAGCGUUGAACUCUCCCUAGGGAAUUCGCCUGCGACAGGUGAAUAUCUUGCAAAAGAUCUUGAAGUUCCGAAGUCUCCUGCGGUUGAAGUUUCCUUGACUUCUUCAUCAACGCUAUCUUUCAACAGUAAACCAUCGUCAACGAAAACAGAUGCGACUCCGCCGAAUAAAGCAUUAAAAUUUAAUAAAUUGGUCCCUCUUCCGUCAAACAAUAAUAACAAAAAUACAAAACAUUCUAACAAUAAGAAGAAGAGGUCUCACCUCACAAAAAAGAAGCAUGCCCGUAAAACAAGCGAUAAAUUGCGCUUAAAGAAGAAUUUAGAAAUGGAAAAAGUAAAUGUUGGUGAUUGCUUGCAAAAGCUAACUGAAUUAGUUGAAAAGUUAACGAAUCAACUCGAACAAUCAAAACAGUCAUGUGAAAAAUUUGAGGCAUCGGUAAUGCAAUAUCUCAGCACGAUAGAGAGCAACUGGAAGCAGCUACAGAUAAUUAAAAAAAGUACAGGUGCUCGUACAUCAGCAGUCGACAAUGAUGAAAACGUACAUCUUGAAGACAUCAAUAAAUCACCGGUCCCGGGGUUCAUCCGUAAAAAUGGCAAUGAAGAAAAGAUACACUAUGGCCAGAAUAUUUGGAUAGAUAAAAUGACCUAUGACAAUGCCGUGUUUGAUGCACAUUUGGACGUGAUGUUUAUAAAGAACAUGGCUCUCGCUAUUUUUGGGGAUAAGAAACUAAAAAGAUCGAGCGUAACAGGUGCAUCAUCCAAUCGCACCAAGAGUAAUCCGAAGCCUUCGCUGAAUCUCACAAAAGCGCUUGCUGUUCGCGAUAUAUUCAGGUACUUCCUGGAAUUAUAUCGUCGUUAUAACAAGCACAAGAUUGAAGAAUUGGUAGGGGAUUACCAAACAUUCAUAAGACAAAGAAAUCUCUGACAUAAACAGAGUCACAAAACGCGUCGCGAAGACGACAA
Messenger RNA from Temnothorax curvispinosus, 2771 nucleotides. RefSeq lists its product as uncharacterized. The record is from RefSeq and is a predicted model, not a curated record. Gene Ontology annotation, biological process: negative regulation of DNA-templated transcription. The coding region runs from base 1795 to 2733 and encodes 312 amino acids. Gene Ontology annotation, molecular function: DNA binding. NCBI's taxonomy places the organism in Eukaryota, Metazoa, Arthropoda, Insecta, Hymenoptera, Formicidae. The transcript is spliced from 7 exons.